CAAAGUUUUCUUCGGAGUGUAUAAAAAAAUAAAGAAAAGCGGCAGCUCCAGCAGGCCGCCGAUGAAGGCUGUCCAGAUGACAGCGAUCAGGCAGCGAAUUUGACACGCAGCCCAACUUCAAACCGACACCGAAUCUUGAAAAGAUAAUCCCCCAUCACCCAAAGAUCGAGGCGAUACUUCCCCCGAUAAUCACCAGAACACCAGAACUCAAUGUGGAAAAUGCUGGAUACUAUGAUGGACCUCUCCGAUGCCGAGCUCUUCAUGUUCGACUGCGACGACUGCUCGGGCAUGCCUUUGGCCCCGCCACCCCAGUUCCUCAUCCCGCCACCGCCCCGACCGCCGGCCCUGGCCGAGUACACGGUGGUGCCGCAGGACUGCAACGAGGAGCAAAUGGCGCAGCAACAGUGGGACAGCGACGUCUGCCAGGCCAUGCCGAUCUUGGAUGCCAGCUUGUACAGCAGCCAGUCCCUGGCCACCUCAGCCAUGAUAGCCGUGUUCUCGCUGCUCUUGGUCUUGAUUGUUCUAUUCUCGUCGCUAUUCGUUUGGAAAAACAAACGGAAGGUGCAGAACCUCCUGCCCUGCAAGACACCCACUCGCGGCCCCCUUAACGGAGCCAUGCCCCUGGGCGGCGGCGGAACCCUGGGCUCGGCGCACCAUCAUCACCACCACCAUGGGAUGUACGAGGAUCCCGAUGCGCACUUGGGACACCACAGGCCGUUGGUGAUGCACCGACAUCAUCAGUUGCCCCACCACCAUCAUCAUCACUAUCAGCAGCAUCACUCCGAGCUGCUCCAGGGCAAGAGCAUCCACUACCCCAGCGGCUAUCCCAUGACGCGUUCGCCCCCGUUCUUGGUCAGCUCCUCGCCCGGACCCGAUCCCUAUCGGUCCAACGACAACGUCUACGAGGAACUGGGACCGGGACGCGUUGAUUCCGAUGGCGAGUCGGAGCCACCACUGCACUCCGACGAUGAUUUCGCCGAGGAUGAACUGUCAUUGCCAGGCGAGUGCAGUUUCCAGAAGGAGGCCACGAACAUACCAGCGGCGGCAGGUGCCACACCCUACCACGAGCGGGUGGCAGGUGCAAGUGGCAGCAGCAAUGCGGCGGCAGGAACCUCCAGUGGAGCAGGAGCCUCUGCCAGCCUGCAGCAGACUACCCAGGAGCGACACAGUGUCCUGAGCAGCGGUUCCUCGACGGGUCAGGAUGCCUCCACGGCCACAGCCUCGUCGGCUAGCAACAACAACCACGAACUGGCCUCGGGGUCGGUGAGCAACCGACGCACUUCCCGCACCCGGCAACCCAGGGUCGCCCAGGAUCCGGAUCUCAACAACAGCAGCUCCACCGCGGACAUCGCCGACCUGGCACCGCUCUACGACAACCGCAGCAAUCUCAUGUCCCUGGGCUACAUGGCUCGCUCCACGGCUCCCCAAUUCUACAACACCCUCGAGCACGAAGUGGAGCGAAGGAACCGGAUCAACGCCCAGCUGAGCAAGGCUCCGGCUCCGCCACUGUCCACCAUCUACAGGGAGAGGAUACGGUAUCCCGGCAGCUCGCAGCAGUAUCCUACGAGUGCGGCCAGCGGCCUGAUGGCGGCCACCAUGAGGGCGAGAACCCAGCCACGGAUGGUAGAUCGUCGAUUGGCGCCGCAUCAGCACCAGCACCACCGCAUCCAUGCCGCUCCCCUGCCCCAGGAACCAUCCUACGGCUACGCGGAACCCAUGAUGUAUAAUGCCAACUACUACUACGAAAGUGCCGGAGCUGCCCGCCCCUAUGCCUCGACCGUACUGCCCACUGGCGGAGAGUACCGACACCCCUAUGGUGACUCGAGCUUCGGCUCCGAUUCGGGCUACAGCCACCACACGCCGGCCAGCUCCAUUGGGCGACAGGACUACGAUCUCGCCGAGCCCCAAAUGCCACUCCAGACACAGCCCAAGGCCAGCAAGCUGAGUGCGGCCCUGAACUUUAGCUGGAACCGCGGCACCAGGGGCUCCAAGGGCACUCCUACCGGCGCCAGUGGUGCGGUGGCCAAGAACUCCACCCACAGCAGUGCCGGGGCCACCAGUCCCAACAACAACAGCCCCGCCUGCUCCACCGUCGCAUCUCAGUUGGAAAACAACAAUGCAUCCGCCAACCUCUCACCGGCGUAGAUACAUCCUAUAUAUCGAAAUUAAAUCUAAAGUAAUAUCCUUAGAGACUCCGUGUAAAUAGGACCGUGUACAGUUAGUCAUAUCUAAGUGAACUAAAUAUCAAAAAAAUAUCCUGCGUGUACAUCGUCAAAGCAAUAGAUAUUUAACUACUCGAUCCAAACUCGAUCUAAACUCGAUCCAGAGAGAGCCCAAAGUAUCUUGAUCUUGGAUAUAUAGACUUAUCAAAGAGGGUUGCCAUACCAACAAGUUUUCGCUCUGUUUCAAAAGCAAAACUUGCCGCAAAGCAAAGAACUUAUAGAUCCUAAGUGUUUUUCCAAUGUGAUUGCCAAAUUCUACAAUAUAAAGCUAAACUAAACUUAAAACUAGGUUCUCGAACUAAUUUAAAGUGUAUUAUAGAGCGUAUGUCUAUAAUUAAGGUUAAGUUAAAUAUUUUAAUUCUGUUUGUUAUUUUAGUUUUUAAGCAAAGAUUAAAA
Molecule: messenger RNA, 2618 nt
Organism: Drosophila bipectinata
Lineage: Eukaryota; Metazoa; Arthropoda; Insecta; Diptera; Drosophilidae
Gene: pxb
Product: pxb
Source: RefSeq, a predicted model, not a curated record